AGAAACAAAAUCAAUUAAAAUGAUUGCGUGAGAGCUUAUAUCCCUGCAAAGCUCUGCGAGUGGUUUGAAUGUUCAUUAUCCUCGUCCCAUUCCAAUCCUCUUUCAAGAGCAGUUUAUCACUGAAAGAUAUAUAUCCAUGGCUUCAGCUUCUACUAUUUCUUCAUCCGAACCAACAAAAGGUGAAGCUUCCAAUAUUUCAAGCAUAAAAGCCUUUGCAGAAUCAAAUGGAGCCUCUCUCAUCCCUUCCAACUACCAUUCCUUCACAGAACCCCAUCAUAUUAUUGAUGAUGUUGCAGAUGAGUUUGCAGCUUCCAUCCCAGUCAUUGAUUUUUCUCUCCUCACUUCAGAUGACCCACAAAUUCAUGACAAUCAUGUUCAUCAACUUGCCAAGGCCUGUGCUCAAUGGGGUUUCUUCAUGCUGAUAAACCAUGGAAUUCCGGAGAGUUUAAUGGAGGAGUUGAUGAAAAAAUCUCAAGAGUUUAAUGAUUUGCCUAUGGAGGAAAAGAAGGAGUUUAGUGAGAAAGAUGAGGCUUUGUCACCCAUCAGGCUUGGCACUAGCUUCCAUCCUCCAAAAGAGAAUGUUCAUUAUUGGAGAGAUUUUCUCAAAGUCAUAACAUCUCCCCAUUUCAAUUUUCCCCACAAACCACCAGGUUACAGGGAGGUUGCGUUUCAGUAUAGUCGAAAAAUCAAUGUUGUGGCGAGGAAAUUGAUUGAAGGAAUAUCAGAGAGUUUAGGUUUAGAAUCCAAUUCAAUAAUUGAGUCAACUGGUUUUGACUCUGGCUUACAGAUCAUGGCUGUGAACUUUUACCCUCCUUGUCCACAGCCACAUCUUGCUCUUGGCUUGCCUCCACAUUCAGAUCUUGGCUUCUUCACCUUCCUCUUUCAAAAUGGAAUUGGUGGCCUUCAAAUUAAGCAUGAGGGUAAAUGGGUCAAUGUGGAUCCCCUUCCCAACUCCCUUCUUGUUAACAUUGGAGAUCAACUAGAGGUUGUGAGUAAUGGGAGGUACGCAAGUGUUUUGCACCGAGCAAUCCUCAACAACAAAGACACUAGAAUUAGUUUUGUAGUGGUGAAUGGACCAGCAAAAGAUAAAGAAAUUGGACCUGCCCCUCAAUUGUUGGACAAGGAAAAGCCCGUUUUCAAAAGUAUUAAGUAUCAAGAUUAUUUCAUGCUUCAACAAAACUCUCGAUUGUCAGAAAGAUCCUUGGACCAGAUUCGGUUUAGUGGUCAAUGAUAUCAAGAUUAUCCUUUCUAAUCAACUACGCAAAGUACACAAAUUUUAAGAUAUGAAUAUGAUUUGAUAAUGUUUAUAUAGGAAAAUACUUAAUACUAUAUCUAUUCCUAAAUAAAUAAAGAAUAAUCUUCUUAUUUUUGCAA
Messenger RNA from Cicer arietinum (chickpea), 1374 nucleotides. Its product is annotated as 2-oxoglutarate-dependent dioxygenase 19-like. NCBI's taxonomy places the organism in Eukaryota, Viridiplantae, Streptophyta, Magnoliopsida, Fabales, Fabaceae. The record is from RefSeq and is a predicted model, not a curated record.